AUGGGGCCGGAUUCAGGACCCUUCUUGCGAGACAGUCUAUCUUCGCCUCAGAGUCUCGGACCCAUCGGGCUGCUGUCGAGGCUGAAGAUCCUGACCAUUAAUGUCGCUGUAUCCAGCGCAGAUAAUUCGAACCACUCAGUGCCCAACUUCAAUUAUAUGGCUGUUUGUUGCAGCACAAAAGAACGCGACUGCCUGGAAGAGGCAGUUACACAGCAAUGCCCCUCCGGAUUCAAGCCAGUUCCGCCUGAAAUUGCCAUCGGCUGGCUGGGAUCGCAACAAUAUAAUCAUCCAUCAAUCAAUCAAUCAAUCAAUCAAUCAAUCAAUCAAUCAAUCAAUCAAUCAAUCAAUCAAUUGAUUCCCCCGCAGACGGCUGCGGUUGGAGGCUAUUCGUGGCGAGCUCAACUUCCCGCCACAGUCUGUACCGCAUCGCAAUCGUGCUGA
Messenger RNA from Aspergillus puulaauensis, 441 nucleotides. RefSeq lists its product as uncharacterized. NCBI's taxonomy places the organism in Eukaryota, Fungi, Ascomycota, Eurotiomycetes, Eurotiales, Aspergillaceae. The record is from RefSeq and is a predicted model, not a curated record. The transcript has a single exon. Bases 1 to 441 code for a protein of 146 amino acids.